AUUCUUUGGUAUAUUCUAAUUAAUCUGUGGCCUGAGUAAAUAUGUUCCUUGAUCUGUGGUUAUUUACAAAAAAAAGAUGUUUGUCUCGAUUGUGUCAGUUUGUGUUUAUUAAUUAAUUUUAGUUUCUGAGAAUAAAAUAAAGCUAAAGAAUCGAAUUUUACAUGGAAUGUCAGUAUUGGCUUUAUAUUUUAUAAUAAAUGCACAAUGAACUUUAUUUUAUUAUGUGAAAAACAGUACGUGAGAAGAAAGUGAAGAUUUGUAAAACUUCUUCGUAUAAUAACUUUACAAUGGAUAUACCAGUACAAAUAGCCAUUCGGCUUAAACCUCCGAGUCUUGCAGACUCAUUACAGUGCAUAUUUAGUAAUCCAGUAACGCAAAUUGUUAUAACAGAGAGUGGUCAAACGUUUCACGUAAACAGAGCACUGCCAGUAGAUUGCACACAAGCCCAUCUGUUCAAUUCUUUUAUGAUACCACAAAUAAAUUGUUUUCUGGAUGGUUGCGAUACGUCUGUUAUUGUUUUCGGGCAACCGAAGUCUGGUAAAACUUACACCUUGUUUGGCUCAGGUUUUGAAUGUAUCCACAGUGAAUGUGAUCAAGGGAUAGUUCCCAGAUUUUUAUCAGAAAUAUUCCAUAGACUGGGUCAGAUGCCAGAAAGAGAGUAUAUAUUACACAUUACAUGGAUGCAAGUAGUAAAUAAUAACAUAUUUGAUGUUUUGGGCGCUGGUUUGGUGAGGUGCACAAAUGUAGAAGAGGCUUUCCAGUACCUGCAAUUGGGAUGGCGACAGAGAUGUCUCGGAAACAACCAUACUGUCUUCACCGUUAGUAUGGAACAAAAAUGGGUGGGAACUAACGGUAUACUCAACCACAGAAUGUCUACCGCCAGCUUCUGUGACUUGGCAGCUUAUCCUGAACCAGGCCUAUUUGCAUUAGAGAAUAUUAUAAAGGAACUAGUGUCUGGAAAUCCACCCAAACAAAUAAACUAUGAUAGAUGUAUAUUGACCGCUAUGCUAAGGGACUCGUUUGGUGGGAGAGCAUUCACUUGGGUCAUAGGAUGUAUUAGUACAGAGCCUGACGAUUAUCAAGAUACACUGAAAAUUCUCAACUUAUGCUUGUUUUGUAGAGGUAUCAAGAAUUUUGUAACUGUAAAUCUGUUUGCUGACAAUAACACACCUGUGUAUUCGGACAAAGGUGUUUUACCAACAGACAAUGCAUUCAAUUUACAAUUUGCUACUACGCAGUGGAUAAAGCUAGUAUCAAAUGCUGAAGGGCUUUUUAAUAAAAUUUUACAGUCAAAAUCUUUGUCUGAAACUGAUAUGAACCAAGUGAGUGAAUGGCUGUUUUUGAAGGCUGAGUGUGAUGAAUGCUUAAAUAGUGAUAUGACUACUGACAAUAAGGAAACAGGUACUAAACAAGGUCUACCUAGAAUAGCAGAAGAUACAGAACCUAGUGAGCCGAGUGAGUCAGAUGUUGAAUCUGACAGCGAAGAUUCUGACUCUGAGACAGUUUUCCAAGAUAAACUUGAAAAAUUAAUGGACUAUUUCAGAGAGAAAAAUGAUCAAUUAUUUGCUGACAGGUGUGAAGAAUACUUGAAUCACAUUGACUCUGAUGAUAUAACUAUUUCAGAAACUAGUGGAUCACAAUCAUUACCUAUUAUGACAUCACAGUCUAAUUCUGGGCGCAGAAGGACUAUCCAGCCUGGAGAAAGUAUCUCUGGAGCUCAGUUGGAGCUUCUAAGAAAAGUAGCUGCUAAAGCAAUUUCACCAGAAUCUCAGAAAAUCAUUAUAGAAUCUCACAAAAAAGAAAUAGACCCUGAACCAAAGUUGAUUGAAAGAGAACUACUUAAGAUGAUUGACUCUCCAAAAAUGAAUGAAAUAUGUAAAAAGUAUAAACUAACUAAAGAGAAAUACACACAAAAACAAAUCUUAGCUAGAAAGUUGUCAAAAGAAAUCAGUAGUAGUCAAACACAGCUGAAAGAACUAAUAAAUCUUUGUAUAGCCAAACAAAGGUUGAUUGAUGAUCUAUGUAAGACAUCAGAAAAAAACAAUAAGGCAUAUCUAGAAAAAGUUGACAUCAGCUUAACAGAACAUGAUACCACGAGAGAAAUCAAAAGACAUGAAAUAAAUUUAAAAACUUAUAAGAAACAAAUAGAACAAAUUAAGAGGCAAAUUAAAAAGGAUGAAAAGCGAAAAAAUACUUUAGACAUAGAACUUCUUAAAGAUAAGUUAAAAUUAGAUGAGCUGUCCGAGUCUUCUGUUGAUACGAAGGACAGGAAAACACAUUCAAUAAAACAUUUCACUCAUAGGAUAUCACAGUUAGAUAGUAUUUUAAAGGAGAAAAAUAAUGAUCUAGCAAAUUUAGAUUUAUCAAAAGAAAAAGAGUUGAUGUUACGAAAAGAGAUAAAAAACUUACGAAAAACAAGAGAAUGUUUACAUGAACAACGCUGUAGUUUAGGCCAUAAGAGGAAAAUGUACAAAUCAUUAUCAGACUCUGAGGAGCGCAAGAUACUUGAAUGUGAAGAGGCAAUAGAAGCAAUUGACACUGCAAUAGAAUAUAAGAAUAAUUUGAUAUGUGGCAAGUCACCGUCAGCCUCUCUGUCCGACUCACAAGACAACAAGGACUCCAGGAGUAGAGGGGAGCAAAUGUUGAUGGCUAGACUGGAUAAGUUGUCACACGAUGAAAUGAAGACAUUAUUAUAUAGAUAUUUUCAGAAGGUGGUUGAUUUGCGAGGAGCAUGUGCGGCCUUGGAAGCAGGCGCGACCGAAGCCGCGGAGGAGGCCGCGGCGUGGAGAGCGCGCGCCGCCGCCGCCUGGCGACACGCGCAGCGCGCGCGCCCUCUACCGCACAGGUGUCUAGAUGGAGGCAACGCGGAGCGGGCGCUGAUGCUCGGCAUGACGACAGACUCGGAGACGUCGGACGACGCGAUGCGAUUGGUGGAUCGCGUGCGGCAACUCGCCAGGAAUCCACCGGCUCCGGUAAUUCCCAGACAGAACCUGAGACAGCUCAUGCCCGCUACCAACAUACCAGUGGCGAAAGUUACAAAGGAAAAGAACAAGUUGGUGAUCGUCCAACAGAACAAGAAAAACUGAUAUUGGCUCAUCUUUUUAUGUUUGUCGCUCAACAUUAUUUUAGUUCUCACCAUAUAUUUAUUUCUACUUCUUGUUUUCGACCAGAUUUAUUUCUUUACUAGUAAUAUGCAGCAAUCUUCGUUGCUUUGAAUACGAGGUGUAUUGCUCCCGUACAAAAACAUACUCCUGCAGGGAACUAUUAAUAAUAGUUGCAAAAUAGUGUGUUGCAGCGUCAGUGCAGACUAAAAUAUUUCUUAACAUGUUCAGUGGCGUGGUGGCAGAUUUUAACUAGAGUAUGCACUGUACUUACAGAUUAUACAAAAUAGGUUCUUAAUGGAGUAUUUAGGGUAGACAGAGCAUUUUUGCUUUGAAUACGAGGUGUAUUGCUCCCGUACAACAACCAUAUUCCAGCGGGGAACUAUUAAUAAUAGUUGCGCAAUUCGGUGUGUCGCAACUUCAGAGCAGACUAGAAUAUUUCUUACUAUAUUCAGUGGCGUGCACAAGGCUUUUAAUUAGGGUAUGCACUGUAAUUACAGAUUAUACAAAAUGGCAAACUUCUCCCCGGAUAUAGGUUCUUAAUCGAGAAUUUAGGGUAGCCAGAGCAUUUUUGCAACUAUGAAGUAUGAAGUGCACGACAUUGAUAAAGACAAGGAAAAAAAUUACUAUAUAGGGGUAGAAAAUUUUAGACUAUAUAGGGGUAGGUUUGAUGCGAUAUUGUAAUCAUUCGGCAUUCUGUGAUCAGCUAUAUUGAAAUUUUCAAGUUACUAGAAUAUUCUAAUCACACAAAGAUUUUAUGUGAGAGACAUAAUUUAUUAGAUUUCUUAAAAUAAAAUUCCAAUUUUCCUUCAAAAAAGAAAUUUUAAUCUUUAGAUUUUCAAUAUAAUAAUUGUGUACUUAGUAUUCUUUGAAAGAACACGGGCCCUUCUUAUUGGCGAUUUAAAAUUAUAUAUGGUGGAGUUACGAACAUUGAUAGUUAAAAGAAUUGUUACGGUCUUCUUUGGUUAGGCGUAACUAACGGACUCUAUCAAGUUACACAAUUACCCGGCUUUCGUAUUAUCAUUAACCUUUUUACAAUGGCUAUUACAGGGGCCUUAGCCAUGUGCUUCGAUUCUCUUUCUACAAACGCUAACGCUUCGAAAACUAACAAAAUGUAUGGGAAUGACAGACACGAUCGACAAUUUGAUCACGUGACCGUCGAUAGUGACUGGCAUUCGCAUAUUUUUUUUAAGUUAUCAAAGCGUUAGCGUUUGUAGAAAGAUAAUCGACGUGCCACAUAACUACAAGCCCAGGACCAUAAUAGAAAAGGUGAGCUUAGAACCACUAUGGUGCUUCUAUGCGGGUUCUUUAGGUCGAUAAUAUUUAACUGUGUAACAAUCACUCAGAUAUUAAAAUGAUAAUGACUGGGAUCUAUGCCAUAAUGUAAAUGAAGAAGAAUACAAAAUAUAUUCUAUUUAUAUAUUGAAAGUAUCUAAUUUUCUUGAUUUUUACAAAUAAAAAGUAUUAAAAAAGUCAUGCUCAUUGUUGUAGCAUUUGUUAUUACUGCCAGUCAUAAUAUAAUCAUCGAAUAUACGAAUUUAAAUUAUUAAGGGUCAGUUUCACCUUCCGAUAAAUGUCAGAUAAUCUAUAUUUUGCAUCGAUCUCCAAUUAAAAGUAGAUGUACAAUCAGCGACCAAAAAACGUCCCCAUUCAAUGAGUGCCAAACUCAACUUCUUGGCACUCAAUUCAAGUAAUCGCAUUUGCAAAUUCAACCUUAAACUCAAUCCUUAAGGUUGAAUUUGCUCUGAAUUUGGGAUUAUAUUGAAUAUUGGACUAUAUUUUAUCUUAUAAAGGCCUUCAGGUAUAAUUUUCUUUACCAAUAAUUCUAAGACUGUCUAAGCAAAAUUGGCCAGUUUUUAAGUGAAAUUUUCUACAUGAUUAUGGGUCCUUUUAUUAUAAAGGUCAAUGAUGUUUUGUCACUUUUUUUACUUUAUGUCCAACUAGCACAGUUUCCAUUACCGUGGGAAUACGGGGAUAAAAAAUAGCCCUCCUUAUGUUACUCCUUGAUAAUGUAGCUUUCUUUUAGUGAAAAAAAAUGUCGUGAAUAUGCUAUACACGUACACUGCAAUAUCAGACCCUUAUCUGAAGGUGGUGAAACUGACCCUUGUUGUGUAGUUCUGAAUAUUAGAAAAUAAUUUGAUAUUUAAUGUGAUUAAUAUUUAAUGUAAUUAUUGCAUCAAUUGGAAAUAUAAUUAAAACUAUUGGAGCUUAUUAGACUGAUUUAUUGUACCUAUUUGUAAAUGUUAUAUUAUAAGCUAUAUACAUAAUAUUUUGUUUUUAAUUGAAUUAGACAUUUCAUCACAUCUGCUAGUUACUAAAUAAACUUAAUUAAUAUUCGAAUAUU
Bicyclus anynana (squinting bush brown) is the source of this 5445-nucleotide messenger RNA. It is a transcript of the gene cos, whose product is annotated as kinesin-like protein costa. Gene Ontology annotation, molecular function: microtubule motor activity; ATP binding; microtubule binding. The record is from RefSeq and is a predicted model, not a curated record. Gene Ontology annotation, biological process: mitotic spindle organization; microtubule-based movement. NCBI's taxonomy places the organism in Eukaryota, Metazoa, Arthropoda, Insecta, Lepidoptera, Nymphalidae. The coding region runs from base 288 to 3086 and encodes 932 amino acids. The transcript has 6 exons.